Molecule: messenger RNA, 5759 nt
Organism: Nycticebus coucang (slow loris)
Lineage: Eukaryota; Metazoa; Chordata; Mammalia; Primates; Lorisidae
Gene: KCTD3
Product: potassium channel tetramerization domain containing 3
Exons: 18
Coding region: 292-2742 (816 amino acids)
Biological process (GO): protein homooligomerization
Molecular function (GO): protein binding
Source: RefSeq, a predicted model, not a curated record
GGGAGCGCUGCGGUAUUUUGUCCCGAACGGCGACCCCUCCUCCCGGGCAGGCGGCGGCGGCGAUGGUGGCUGCGGAACUCUGAGGAGCCCCGGGCGGGCUGGAGGCCCGGCGAGGUGGAGGCCGGCCGUCCUCGCAGGAGCGGAGGGGGAGAGGCAGCCGCGGGCGAGCCCCGCCCGGCCGCUGGGAAGGUGGGGGACGCGCCGCGCACCGCCCGCCCGCCGGCCCUGCAGCCUCUAGCUCGGGGCCCGGGCGGGGAGGGAGGUCGGCGCGCGCGCCCGGAGCCUCCGGAGAUGGCGGGAGGUCACUGCGGCAGCUUCCCGGCCGCCGCAGCCGGCAGUGGCGAGAUCGUCCAGCUGAACGUGGGGGGGACCAGAUUCAGUACCUCAAGACAGACUCUUAUGUGGAUUCCAGAUUCUUUUUUUUCCAGUUUGCUGAGUGGAAGAAUUUCAACACUUCGAGAUGAAACUGGUGCUAUAUUUAUUGAUAGAGAUCCGGCAGCAUUUGCACCCAUUUUAAAUUUUCUUCGGACAAAAGAACUAGACUUAAGGGGAGUGAGUAUUAAUGUGCUCAGGCAUGAAGCAGAAUUUUAUGGAAUUACUCCUUUAGUAAGAAGGCUGCUGUUAUGUGAAGAAUUGGAGCGUUCAUCUUGUGGCAGUGUGCUUUUUCAUGGUUACUUGCCUCCACCAGGUAUUCCUAGUCGUAAAAUAAACAACACAGCUAGAUCUUCUGCUGAUUUUAGAAAUGGACUCAAUUCUACAGAAAGUGAAGCCCUGGGAAAUGGUACACAGCCCAUUCUCUCUGGAAGUGGAGAAGAGACUGUUAAGCUAGGAUUUCCUGUGGAUCCACGAAAGGUGCUAAUAGUAGCAGGCCAUCACAACUGGAUUGUAGCUGCAUAUGCCCAUUUUGCUGUGUGUUACAGAAUCAAGGAAUCUUCAGGAUGGCAACAAGUGUUUACAAGCCCGUAUUUGGAUUGGACUAUUGAACGAGUAGCUUUAAAUGCAAAAGUGGUCGGAGGUCCACAUGGAGACAAAGACAAAAUGGUCGCUGUUGCCUCGGAGAGCAGCAUCAUAUUGUGGAGUAUUCAAGAUGGGGGAAGUGGAAGUGAAAUUGGAGUGUUCAGCCUAGGUGUUCCUGUAGACGCUCUCUUCUUUAUUGGUAACCAGUUGGUGGCCACGAGUCACACAGGGAAAGUGGGAGUGUGGAACGCGGUCACUCAGCACUGGCAGGUUCAAGAUGUUGUUCCUAUAACUAGUUAUGACACUGCUGGGUCAUUCCUUCUCUUGGGAUGUAACAAUGGAUCAAUAUAUUACAUAGAUAUGCAGAAGUUCCCCUUGCGAAUGAAAGAUAAUGAUCUUCUUGUGACUGAACUUUAUCAUGAUCCUUCAAAUGAUGCUAUCACUGCUCUGAGUGUUUACUUCACACCCAAAACAAGUGUCAGUGGUAACUGGAUUGAGAUUGCCUAUGGUACAAGCUCUGGAGCUGUACGAGUGAUUGUACAACACCCAGAGACCGUUGGGUCAGGUCCUCAGCUUUUUCAGACUUUCACUGUUCACCGAAGUCCUGUUACAAAAAUUAUGCUGUCAGAGAAGCAUCUUGUAUCAGUCUGUGCAGACAACAAUCAUGUUCGGACGUGGACAGUAACACGAUUCAGAGGAAUGAUCUCUACUCAGCCAGGUUCUACUCCUUUAGCAUCUUUCAAGAUACUGUCACUGGAGGAGACAGAAAGUCAUGGUAGCUAUUCCUCUGGAAAUGACAUAGGGCCUUUUGGAGAGCGAGAUGAUCAACAAGUGUUUAUCCAGAAAGUUGUUCCCAUCACUAACAAACUAUUUGUAAGACUCUCUUCUACUGGGAAAAGAAUAUGUGAGAUCCAAGCUGUCGACUGUACAACAAUAUCCUCGUUCACAGUGAGGGAAUGUGAGGGGUCCAGUAGGAUGGGCUCCAGGCCAAGGCGCUACUUGUUCACCGGCCACACAAAUGGCAGCAUUCAGAUGUGGGACCUGACCACUGCUAUGGACAUGGUCAACAAAAGCGAAGACAAGGAUGUAGGUGGCCCUACUGAAGAGGAGCUCCUCAAACUCUUGGACCAGUGUGACCUGAGUACAUCUCGCUGCGCUACCCCUAACAUCAGCCCUGCAACUUCUGUGGUUCAGCACAGCCGCCUGCGGGAAUCAAACUCGAGCCUUCAGCUUCAGCACCAUGAAACUAUCCACGAAGCAGCUACUUACGGUUCCAUCAGGCCUUACAGAGAAAGUCCUUUGUUAGCAAGGGCAAGAAGGACUGAGAGCUUUCACAGUUAUAGGGACUUCCAGACUAUUAAUUUGAACAGAAAUGUAGAAAAAGCUGUGCCUGAAAAUGGUAACUUGGGUCCAAUACAAACUGAAGUCAAGGGGGCAACAGGGGAAUGUAGUACAUCUGAGAGAAAGUCCCCUGGCACAGAAACGAAAAGUUUGAGAGAAUUAGAUAGUGGGUUGGAAGCACACAAAACAGCUGAAGGUUUUUCAGAAUCCAAGAAAAGGUCAUCAGAAGAUGAAAACGAAAAUAAAGUGGAGUUAAGGAAGAAAGGAGGAUUUGAAGGGGGAGGAUUCCUUGGAAGAAAGAAAGGUCCCUACCUGGUGUCAUCACCAAGCACUUCUGAUGGAGGAACUGAUUCGCCAGGUACUGCAUCCCCGUCUCCUACAAAGACCACUCCAUCUCCACGGCAUAAAAAAAGUGAUUCUUCAGGUCAAGAGUACAGCUUAUAAAAACUUACCAAAGUGAAUUGUUAUUUUAUUAAAUUUAGAUAAAAGUUCAACAUUAUUGGAUUUCAGUACAUCAGUUUUUACACUAAAACUUUACAAGGUAAAAAUGAACUUCACUUAGUAUCUUUUAAGUAGAAUUACCUGGAAUAAGGAGGUAUAAUAAUUAUAUCUCUUUUGACAUUUGGAAAUUUUUUCAGUUUUAUAAGUACUUUUAAUAUAUCAUUUGUAAAGCAAGAGUCCAUUGUAAUGUUCAGCUACUUUUUGUUGGUUUUGGAAACAUAGUCGCACAUCUUGAUAGGAUGGUGCCCAUCUAGAGGAGCAUCCCUUAGAGCAUGGGAACCAGCAGACUGUGUUCCUAACCUUGAUUGUGCCUGAGACUUGUCUUGCAGUGUUAUGUUAAGUGAAUCAUAUAAUUCUCCUUGGAAUUUGGUGAUUGCAAAGUGUUUACCAGGUAUUUGAUGAGGUGCUGUGUUUGUGAAAAAAUAAUAUGUAAUUCAGAAACACUAAUGCUAUUGAAUAUCAGAGUGCGUUAGGAAGUAAGUCUCCUUAAGGAUAUUUCAUUUUUAUUGUGGGUCAUUUUCUUUCUUUCUUGUUUUUUUUUUAAUCAGCAAGUUAAAAAUAUUUAUUGCUAUUCCAGACUUCAAAUGAGUCCAGAACGGGAGGCUGGUGUGUUGGUUAAGAAAGUUGUCAUGGCAUGACUGUGGUAGACAAAUCCAGGCAGCCUGACAUUGAGUCCAUCCUCUUUUUUUGGACCCCACAAAGCAGCUUCUGCUGGGGCCAACUCUUCCGCACCUGCACCAUUCACCCAGACAGGACUCCGGGGCUGGAGCAGGCAGCCCCACAGUUCACAGCUGAGAGUCCACCUUCACCUCCCCAAGCCCUCACAGAGCCUUCUCCUGGGGUCAGACACUGGAUUUGGCCGUGUGGAGAGAGAAACGGUGUGAGAGGAAUCAUCGUGAUAGGAAUAAAGCGUGCACAGUCUUGGGUCAAAGGUUGUAAACUGCUACCUGUGUCCGUUUUAUCCCCUUUGGCCUCCACAGUGUUAAAAAAAAAAAUACAUUUGCCAAUAUUUAAAAAUUAUAAGAUUUCAUCUAAAAAUCUUGGUAUUGGCUUCUCUAGGAGAAAAAAUUGAGACUAUCUGGCAAUCCUGUGCCCACAACCUUCUCAUAUGGCACUACCUGGUUACAGCUAGGUCGUCUUUAUAGACUGGCUGUGUGCUCUCCAAAUUACUCCAGUCUUUGCUACCCUUAAUUAGAACCCCAACUGGAGGCUGGGCCUCAGCUGCCUAGUAUCAAUGCAUAUGUGCUGUUACUUUUCGUGUAGUAUAAAAACUAUUUAUUGCAUCCAUUGUAUGUAUUAUCUUUAUCAAAAAAGGAAAAAUGGAAUUUAAGCCUGGAAGCAACAUGUUUCCAGUGGUCUUUGUUAUUCAUUAAAGUCUCUGGCUUGGUCCUGCAGACACCUGAGUUUGUAAACAUGGAGCGUUCCUAAAUAUCUCCCCCAAGGAGCUCCCUGCACACAGCCUGCCUCUCCAGGACGUACUGUGCCCCAGUGUUAAUUGGGAAAACCUAGAAAAGAAAUCAAAAUUAACUACAGAAGUUAAUGGAGGAAUAAACUAAGAUGAACUAUGUUAGCCCCUUCAUUGUAAAAGGGGACUGGAGUAGAAUGAAAAUGUUAAUACAUAGAACUCUGCUUUUAAGUUAGUGAUCGCUAAAAACAAAAGAGAAAGCAGUAAAGGUACUUCAGGGGGCCAAGACUGUGUCAGUCUAAAGUUGAGGUCCCAAAAUGUAUUGGUUCCCAUUUCUUAACUGUUUUGGAAAUGAACAAAGCUCUUUAGAGAAAAACCACAGGGGUGAGGAGGAAAGUGCCAUGGUCAGCCCAGCAGAUGUCUUGAGAGAUGCAAGACUCAACCUCCAUUAGGUCAGGGCUGCUUGCCCCAGCCUGAAAUGUAAGUGGCAUGAGAUGGUUUUCAGUGAGGGUUGUAGAUACAUCACAAAAAGGAGCUGAAGAAGGGCAGAGUCAGAAUCUGAUCUUGGCAAACACAAGAGAGAGGAAGAGGCGCCUUCCUAAUACCCUUUCAUCCAGCUGGGGCUAGUGCCCCAUUAUUUGCCCGUUAGAGAAGCAGUGAUCUUGAUGCAGCCCAGGCGCUUCCCGCCACUGCUCAGGAUACUCUUGAUGCAGUAGUUUCCACUGGUGACCCAGCUGGGCAGCUCCAGGUCCGGCAUGGUGAAAUUGCUCUUGGGCAGUGAGUAGGUGCCUUCUUUGAAGGGACAGUGGCAGGGAAGCCCAUAGGUGUGCAAGGACUCUGGGCAGGGCACACCAGGGGGGAUUAAAUUAUUAAGCAUGUCACAGACGUCAUCGUAUACACAGCUGCCAAUCACUUUCACGCACGGGAUUUUGACCCAAACAACGGAGUCUGUACUUGAGGUUGCAUUGCGAUGGGUGUAUCAGCACAGAAUUAACUGUGGGUCAUUUUCUGAUUCUCAUUGUUGGAAGUUCUUAAAUCUUAGCUAAGCAUUGGAGCAGUUGUCUGUGUGUGGAAAGAUGAAAUAAAAAUAAUGUAGAGCAGUGCUUUGAGUACCCAGCAGGGAAUACUGUACCCGUUGGUAACCUGCCUUGUUUUAGGAGCCACCAUAUUUUUUUUCAGUGUUAAUAAUGAAGAUAAUUAAAUUAAAUGUGAUCAUUUUGUUGUGCUUAUGGGACUGCAGUUCUGAAUUGUUGGUCCAAGGUUUUAGCUGCUGUAAAAAAAAAAAAUGUUAAUUUGAAUAGAUUUUGAAUUGUAAAAGAAAUGAUUUUUUUUGUACAUUAUUUUCCUUUAAUUAGAAUGGUUUUUCAAGUUUCUACAAAUAGGAUAAAUAUAAACUUAAAGCAUUAAGCAUUAUUGGUUAAUAAUGUAUAUGUUCCCAUUCCAAAAACUAUAAUAAAUAAUAAACGAAGUUGAAAUAAACUCUUAAAAUUUACUAUAUUGCCAGUGGUUUCACAACAGUUUUCUUGUAUUUAUCAAUUAAAUCAAAUAAAAAUGA